This is a messenger RNA of Brassica oleracea var. oleracea, 666 nucleotides long. RefSeq lists its product as uncharacterized. The transcript has a single exon. Lineage: Eukaryota; Viridiplantae; Streptophyta; Magnoliopsida; Brassicales; Brassicaceae. The record is from RefSeq and is a predicted model, not a curated record. The coding region runs from base 40 to 666 and encodes 208 amino acids.
UCUAAUCACGAAUCAAAGACCUCGAUCUCUCCGUCAUCAAUGGGAAGUGCAACUUCUUUGAACCUCGCUAGAAGCGAAGAAGAGAAUCCAUCGCUAAAUCAGAGAGAGUCAUCGCCUAUUGCACAAGACGGGGAGGAGUCUAAAACCCUAGUUGAAGAUUCGAAUGAAACAAAGGAAAAAGAAGAAGAUGAAGAUGGUGAAGAGUGCGGUUUUUGCACAUAUAUAAAGGCAGGUGAGUGCAAGGAAUCAUGGAUAGAAUUGGAGAAGUGUUUGGAUGAAGCCAAGAAGAACGACGGUGAAAGUGACGUCACUAAGUGCAAGGAGGCGAGAAAGAUGUUCAAGACUUGUAUUUAUGACAACCCUGUUCACUAUGAGCCCGUUAUUGCUGCGGAAACUUAUAUGUUCGCCAAGAUGUUAAGCGAUCUUCAAGCCAAAAAGGAGGCCGUUCUUGUUGACAGGGCUCAAGUGGUUGCCAAGAUGUUAAGCGAACUGAAAGCGGAAAAAGAGGCCAUUCUUUCUGGUGAUGCUGCCUCCAUUGUUAAAGCGUUAAGCAAGUUGCAAAAAGAUGAGGAGGAGACCAUUAACAUUCUGCCCGCUGAGGCUGCAGCGAUUGCAAAGAAGUUUAGCGAGUUGGAAGCGAAAAAGAAGGAGAAGGAAGAAAAGUGA